Messenger RNA from Monosiga brevicollis MX1, 1788 nucleotides. RefSeq lists its product as uncharacterized. Bases 1 to 1788 code for a protein of 595 amino acids. Lineage: Eukaryota; Choanoflagellata; Craspedida; Salpingoecidae. The record is from RefSeq and is a predicted model, not a curated record. The transcript is spliced from 14 exons. Gene Ontology annotation, cellular component: cell wall; plasma membrane.
AUGGUGUCGCCUUGGGUCGUGUGCAGUCUACUUGUGGUGAUGGGACCAGCAGUGGUUCACGCCGGUGACGAAUCAAUGAUCACGACUGAUGCGCAGGGUAACCUCGUUAUCAACGCCUCGUCAACAGGUGGAGAUAAACGAAUUUGGAUGAACGGAGUCGAUGUACUUCGGGAGCUGGCUGAGCUCCGCGAGAUCUUGCUGGACCACAAAACAACACCGACAACAUUGACCCCCAGCACCACGGCCGCUCCCACGAACGCGCCUGUGACGUAUACAGGCGAUAUCGGCUGUGGACUGGAGAACGUGCCCUCGGAUGUGACGCAUAUCUUGGGCAACGUCAGCCUGAUUUCGUGCCCCCUUCUGACAGCAAAUGAUCUCCUGCAAGCUUUUGGCAAGCUUGUUCAAGUGAGCGGGGACUUGACAAACAAUUACAACCUGACCAACGUGGACGGCCUGGGCAAUAUCACCAGCGUGGGCAGCUCCUUGAGCAUUGGUAACAAUGUCGCCCUGACCAACGUGGACGGCCUGGGCAAUAUCACCAGCGUUGGCGGCUACUUGAGCAUUCUAGUACGUUGUGGCAUGAGAGGGCAUGAAAUUGACGUGACGUGUGUGAACGAGGAGAGAAAUGCCGCCCUGACCAACGUGGAUGGCCUUGGCAGUAUCACCAGCAUUGGCGACUACUUAUACAUUGGUGUACGUUGUGGCAUGAGAGGAAAUGAAAUUGAUGUGUCGUGUGUGGAAGAGCAGGGCAAUGACGUCCUGACCAACGUGGACGGCCUGGGCAAUAUCACCAGCGUUGGUGACUACUUAUACAUUGGUGUACGUUGUCGCAUGAGAGGAAAUGAAAUUGAUGUGUCGUGUGUGGAAGAGCAGAACAAUGGCAACCUGACCAACGUGGACGGCCUUGGCAACAUCACCAGCGUUGGCGGGUAUUUGACCAUCUACAACAAUGACGCCUUGACCAACGUGGACGGCCUGGGCAAUAUCACCCGCGUUGGUGGCUACAUGAGCAUUGGUGUACGUUGUCGCAUGAGACGGCAUGAAAUUGAUGUGACGUGUGUGGAAGAGCAGGGCAAUGGCGCCCUGACCAACAUGGACGGCCUGGGCAAUAUCACCAGCGUGGGCAGCUCCUUGAGCAUUGGUGACAAUGGCAACCUGACCAACGUGGACGGCCUGGGCAAUAUCACCAGCGUUGGCGGCCACUUGAGCAUUCAAAACAAUGCCGCCCUGACCAACGUGGGCGGCCUUGGCAAUAUCACCAGCGUUGGCGGCGACUUAUACAUUGGUGUACGUUGUCGCAUGAGAGGGGAUGAAAUUGACGUGACGCGUGUGGACGAGGAGAGAAAUGCCGCCCUGACCAACGUGGACGGCCUUGGCAAUAUCACCAGCAUUGGCGACUACUUGAGCAUUGGUGUACGUUGUCGCAUGAGAGGGGAUGAAAUUGAUGUGACGUGUGUGGACGAGGACCGGGACAAUUGGAGAAAUGCCGCCCUGACCAACGUGGACGGCCUUGGCAGUAUCACCAGCGUGGGCGACUAUUUGAGCAUUGGUGUACGUUGUCGCAUGAGAGGGGAUGAAAUUGAUGUGACGUGUGUGAACGAGGACUGGGACAAUUGGAGAAAUGCCGCCCUGACCAACGUGGACGGCCUUGGCAGUAUCACCAGCGUGGGCGGCGCUUUGAGCAUUUGUAGAAAUGCCGCCCUGACCAACGUGGACGGCCUUGGCAGUAUCACCAGCGUGGGCGACUAUUUGAGCAUUGGUGUCCAACUCUCGCAUGAGAGGGGAUGA